AUGCCGCACAAUUCGAACAAUAACAAUCCAGGCCCUGGCACCAGCUACGUAUCAGCCGUUAAGACAACACCCAAACCAUCUUUUCCAAAAAAGGACCAAGCCAUAGUGAUGCACGCAGAUGAUAACCUAAAGUUAUUUGACUAUGUUAAGGCUAUAGGUGAUAUUGCAAGCCCCAAACACAUCUCUUUUGCGUCAAGGAUCUCGAAUAAUCGAAUCUGCAUCUAUUUAGACACUUCCAAACUCGUUGACGACCUCAUAAAAUCUCAUUCAUUCGUAACUAUCAACAAUAAUGCUAUAAACAUCCGCAGACUCGUUUCUCCGACAAAACGAAUAAUCAUCUCCAACAUAUCUCCUUAUAUACCCCACGACCUCGUUGAAGAUGCUAUAAAGAGCCUUGGUUUACAGAUAACCUCCCCGGUCUCGUUUUUGAGAGCUGGUAUCCCAGGCGACGAAUAUUCCCAUAUAUUGAGUUUCAGACGACAAGUCUACGUUCUUCCCACAUCAGACAACUUUGAAUUGCAGACUUCUCUAACUAUUCCAUUCGACGGGAAUGAAAACAGAAUCUUUCUAUCUACAGACAAAAUGGAGUGCUUCAUUUGCAAGCAAUCUGGCCACAUCGCCUCAAAUUGCCCAAACCCUCCAACUAAUAUUUUACUGUCACAAACCAAUCCUCCCGUACAACCUGAACAGGCAUCUCCAAGUACGAACUCCUCAAAUAGAAUAGAGAGCAAUGAUACGACUUCGAAUGUGGACCCGAUUACCCCACAAGAAAACCCGCCUCUUACAGAUAUGACACCAUCCCAAAAACGCGGUUAUUCCCAGCUUUCAACUCCAAGUGAAACCUCAAGUUUACCUGUAGACACAGAAGAGAUCAAGGACGCUAUGCCUCCCCCCGCAUCCUCUACACUUCCGACAGCAGUUAAUAAAGCAACAAAGAAGAAGCGCAAGAUAGGUGAGGCUACUGAAUCAAAUCUCACAACAUACAUGAAAGUAUGUAUAGCAAAAUCCUAUCAGAAAACUCCUGAUGCAUUCAUACUUCCAAUUGAAAAUCUUUAUGACUUCUUAGAAAAUACUUUUGGUAGCUCAGAUCCGUUCCUGGAAGCCCGUAAACACACAGAUGGCAUAACUGGCCUAGUCUCAAACCUGAAUCUCAUUUACACCGACCUCACAGAUAGAUCCUUAAAAAACAGAAUAACCCGCAUUACUAACAAGAUGAAGAAGAGACUCAAAUCCGACACUGGAGAUACUGAAAGUCUGGAUAUAUCUAAUGAGCCUACUGAUGAUGAAUAUAGUUCCGACUGCUCACAGCAGUCGCAUAAAUCUUCAUACUAA
Molecule: messenger RNA, 1332 nt
Organism: Phaedon cochleariae (mustard beetle)
Lineage: Eukaryota; Metazoa; Arthropoda; Insecta; Coleoptera; Chrysomelidae
Source: the annotation of a GenBank genome assembly